Messenger RNA from Ilex paraguariensis (yerba mate), 636 nucleotides. The record is from the annotation of a GenBank genome assembly. Lineage: Eukaryota; Viridiplantae; Streptophyta; Magnoliopsida; Aquifoliales; Aquifoliaceae.
AUGGAAGCUGCAGCGUUGCCAUGUUCCGUAAGGCAUAGCUGGUGGAGCUUGGUGGGGAUGCUCCGGAUAGACAGCGGGGGGAUGCGUGAUGAAAAUGGUGUCGAUGUCACGCCCUUGUUGAGCUGCUAUAGCUACAAGCAAUUAUAUGAUACCAGUAGUCUUGAACUCCCACCUAAUUCAACAGCUUUUGGGAUUAACCUCAAUCCCAACACUGAUGAUAUGGAAAAGGAAGAUUGUACUGAGGACAAUUUUGGAGGAGGAGAGGGAAAGGGAGACAACCCAAAUAAAGUCCAUACAUGGCCCACUUAGGGGAGGCUGAUCGGCCCAAAGCAGUUGCAUCAUGGAGAGGAGUAUGAAUUAUCUCUGUUCUCUGAUGUUGGAAGCUCCGGCUAUGGCCGCUAUGAUCAGACUUGUCAAAUGGCUCUCAGGGAAUAAAUGAUGAGUUGCUGACCCAGUAGAGUACAAGGAAAAAAAAUAAAUAAAUAAAGUAGAGUAUAAGGAGAAAGAUGAUGAGACUUGCAGGGAAGAGGGUAUCUUCCUCUUUGCCUCCAUGGCUUCUGAACCAUACUGCCAAUUUCACCACCCAACAUGCUCUCUCUUCCCCGUAAGAAUCCCAUUACUCGGAUACCGGUUAGU